AUGAAACCCUUCCAAACCCUUGCAAGCACACCUACACUCGCAAUAGUCUCCAGCUCUACUCCUCCCACCUCGCCGACUACACCACCGACCUCACACCCUAUCUCUCACUCCCUCCCUCCACCCACACCGACCACAACGUCAUCGAAGCCCUCCAAACCUGGAGCUCAAAUCCCGACCCGCGCAGGCUUUGGUACCAGCGGCAUCACCACCACAGUUCUUGCCAGGGCCCUGCGCUUUAAGGUCCCGGUGCUCGCCUUCUCCAGCUCCUCCCGCUUGGAAGAAGACGACAUCAACCGCGCCGCCGACAGUCACUACUGGGAUGCCGACGCGCAGAGCACGCUGGUCAACCUCGCCUACAGCUUGAUCCGGCGCGCUGCUGCCGCGCACGCUACAUUCAUCCCGGAAGAAGCUGUCACGAGCCGCGUUCCGCGCGCUGGACGGCUCGCUCGAGUUGUGGGACUCGGCGCUUGA
Molecule: messenger RNA, 471 nt
Organism: Endocarpon pusillum Z07020
Lineage: Eukaryota; Fungi; Ascomycota; Eurotiomycetes; Verrucariales; Verrucariaceae
Exons: 2
Coding region: 1-471 (156 amino acids)
Source: RefSeq, a predicted model, not a curated record